Molecule: messenger RNA, 1152 nt
Organism: Eutrema salsugineum
Lineage: Eukaryota; Viridiplantae; Streptophyta; Magnoliopsida; Brassicales; Brassicaceae
Product: F-box/kelch-repeat protein At4g38940
Exons: 3
Coding region: 1-1152 (383 amino acids)
Molecular function (GO): protein binding
Source: RefSeq, a predicted model, not a curated record
AUGUCUUUAAAAAUUAGGGCAAAGACGAAGCAAUCGUUGUCUCUGAUUACGUUACUUCCCGAAGACGUCAUCAUUGACAUCUUAGGGCGUAUACCUAGAUGCGACUAUCCAACACUCUCCCUUGUUUCAAAACACUUCCGAUCACUCGUUGCAUCCCGUGAGCUAUACGCAAGACGAUCCUUGUUGGGUUGCACCGAACACUGUCUAUAUGUUGUCCUCUAUAACAACGAAAUUGGUGAAGGCCAAUGGUAUAUUCUCCGCCGGAAAGCCAACAGCAAUCGCCGCUUGGUCUUUAUCCCUUUGCUUCCCGUUAUGCCUUACGGUGGAAGCUUUGUCGCUGUGGGUUCGAGGAUACAUGUGUUUGGUGGGUUUAACUCAAAGGAUAUUGCGUUAAGCAUCGACUGCAGAUCGCACACGGUGCAAACUCUCCCCAGCAUGCUUGUGGCCAUGUCUGAUACAAUCGCUAACAUCAUCGACGGGAGAAUCUGCGUAGUUGGAAAUUAUGAAUGGAAGAAGAUGAUGUUGGUGUUCAAUACAGAAACACAAAUCUGGGAGUCUGAGUUAAUAAACCUAGAGAUUGAGCUAGGUUACAUUCGGUCUCGUUCUGUGGUGAUGGCUGACAAGAUAUACACGAGGGAUUAUGAUUACAGCUUUGUUUACGACCCAAAGAAGAGCAAAUGGGAAAGGGACGAGAUGUUGAAUUCUAAGAAGUGGAAGUAUGCGUGUGUAGUUGAUGACGUAUUGUACUACCACGAUUGGCACGAGAACGAGAUAAGAGCUUAUGAUCCAAAGCAAAAGUGUUGGAGUGUGGUGAAAGGUUUGGAAGAGUUGUUGUGUAACAUCCCGAUUUCCGGGGACAGUAGACAAGUCUUACGAGCCUUCCAGACUAACGACUCCCGACUGUCGGACAGUGGUGGGUCCACGUGCCUAGAGAGGGCGUUGGGUUCACUGGGAGGGGCGACUGUGAGAUACGGUGGAAAACUGGUUUUGUUUUUCAAUAAAGUUGAAGAAAAAACAUAUGAGAUUUGGUGUGCGGAGAUUUCGCUGGAAGGACGUCAAGGACUAAAGAUUUGGGGUCAAAUUCAGUGGUGUGAUCAAGUUUUUACUCCUCGUAGCUGUAAUGGUUUGAUGCAUGAACUCUUUCCUCCUUAA